Mercurialis annua (annual mercury) is the source of this 651-nucleotide messenger RNA. RefSeq lists its product as uncharacterized. Lineage: Eukaryota; Viridiplantae; Streptophyta; Magnoliopsida; Malpighiales; Euphorbiaceae. The transcript is spliced from 4 exons. The record is from RefSeq and is a predicted model, not a curated record. Bases 100 to 540 code for a protein of 146 amino acids.
UCUAAUUUUCUCUUGAUUCUAUAUUUUAUCUUCUUCUUCCACUUACAGUGCUCAUUUCUAACAACUGAAGCUAUUUUUCGCCGCAGAGCAGAAAACGGAAUGGACGGUUCUUCUUCUUCUUCUUAUACAAAAAACUCCACCACCUCUGCUACUUCUUCAGCCACUACUCGAAAAAAGAAGCGCCUCUUGUUUGACCGCCGUUACGGUUGGGUAAUCGAUGAAUGGAAAGAACCCUCAGCGGAAGCUCUAGCAGGAGGUCGCGGCAUGUUCUGCAUAUUGCCUCUUACAAAAUCUUUCCUAAAUUCAGCUUCUCACUCUAUUAACCUUGCAGCAAAUUUUGCUGUCAAAAUAUUCGAAAGACCAGAUCUUUUCACCCCUCAGGCAGUGAAGAAGAAUUUUGAUCAACAGCUUGAAAAUUUCAAUUCUGCCCUAAGAAAAUCAGAAGUCAACCAUUUGCCUCUCAUGGUAAAAUUUCCAUCACAGACUCCAACAUUUUCUUCACAUUUAGAAACGCAAACCGGAGAAUCUCAGAUGGUUUGAAGAAUGUAAAUGUCACUAUACUUAUUUUGCAUGUCUCAAACUGUAGUAUCUUUGGUAAAUGUUGGAUUUACAUGAAUUCCCUGUCCAGAAUGCAAUAUCUUUUGCUUGGUA